GGAGGGAUGGAGUGUGUGGGGGGGGUGGAGGUGUACUUCAGGAAGGACUGGAGGAGAGUUCUGCUGGACUCCUGGAGUGAGUCUGAGGCCUCUGUGGUCUGCAGACAGCUGGGCUGUGGCUCUGUGUUCAGCUUCUCCAGCUCCUCUACAUCCAGUCCUGAACACAGACACAUGUGUGUGACGGGUUUCAAUUGUUCUGGGAGUGAAGCUCAUCUGGGGAACUGCAGCAGCGCACAAGCAGUCAACUGCAGCUCCAGAGAACAGCUCUCAAUCACCUGCUCUGCCAUCAGGCUGGUUGGUUCUGGGGGAGACUGUGCAGGAAGGCUGGAGGUUUUCCACAGCGGCUCGUGGGGGACAGUGAGUGAUGACUUGUGGGAUAUUAAGGAUGCGCAUGUGGUGUGCAGACAGCUGCAGUGUGGAGUGGCCCUCGCUCUGGUACCAGCCCGUUUUGGACCUGGAACUGGACCCAUAUGGCUGAAUGAGGUGGAGUGUGAGGGGAACGAGACGUCCCUGUGGAACUGCAGAUUUCAGCUGUGUGGAGAGGAUGAAUGUGGACACAAGGAUGAUGUAGGAGUCGUGUGUUCAGAGUUUAAAGAGAUCAGACUCACUGAGGGCUGUGAGGGGAAUCUGGAAGUGUUCUACAAUGGAACCUGGGGUAAUGUGUGCUUAAAUGGGAUGGAUGGAGAAACAGUGAGUUUAAUCUGUCAAGAGCUGAACUGUGGAAGAUCUGGCAGUGAGUCUUGGGCCAAAGCAAGAGUGGAAUCGACUCCCAACUGGCUAGACGAUCUGAAAUGUAGGAGACAUGACUCCAUUCUGUGGCAUUGUCCAUCUUCACCCUGGAGACAGAACAACUGUAAUAAAGACAACGAGGUGGCCUGGAUUACCUGCUCAGAAGAUGAAAAUGAUCGUGUAUUACGAAGCCGUCUGAAAUGCUCCUCAUUUCCCCAGCACAGACAGUGCUCAAAUCACCUGCCUCUCAGGCUGAGGGGAGGAAAUGGAAUCUGCUCUGGGAGGCUGGAGGUGUAUCAUAAUGCUGAGUGGGGGUCCGUCUGUGAUGGUCUGUGGGACAUCAUGGAUGCUCAGGUUGUCUGCAGGCAGCUGGGCUGUGGGUCGGCGCUGAGUGCUGAUGGGAGUGCUGUCUUUGGUGCUGGUGAAGGGCCUAUCUGGCUGAACAGGGUGAAGUGUAGAGGGAAUGAGAUUCACCUGUGGGACUGUCCUCAUUCCCUGAAGAACCACACUGACUGCUCCCACAGGCAGGACGCUGGAGUCACCUGUGCAGCCACCACCUCCAACACCACAGUUGGUCAGACAGUGAAGACACCAAACACUCUUCUACAAGCUCUUCCAAUUUCUGCUGUUCCAUCCAUCUAUCCAGUGUCUCUCCUGGUUCUGGGAGUGGUGCUCUUUCUGGCCUUAGUGCUUCUGGUUGUGCUGUUUUACCAGAACAGAGUGCUCAGGAGAGGGCUCUCUAAGAGGAUGGAGAACAUAGUCUAUGAAGGCCUUAGAAGAGGGCUUGAGGGAGUCUAUGAAGGCUUAAGUAGGGGCACUGAGAGAGUCUAUGAGGAGAUUUACUGCAGAUUCAAUACUGCAAGAGCCACUCAAAGGGGAAGUCUCCUCUCUGAAGCACAGCAUUCAGGAUAUGAGGAGGUGGAUGAGGAGGUCCUCUCAGGAAGUAUCCUCUCUGAAGAACAGCAUUCAGGAUAUGAGGAUGUGGAUGAGGAACUUCUCUCAGCAAAGUCUCUGCCUGGAGUGAAAUCAGAAUAUUAUGAUGAUGUCACCACCAGAGGUGAAGCAGAAAAAGACGACAUAGCAGAUAACUAUGAUGAUGUCAUCACCACUAGACGGAUCUCUGAGUGUCUAAUAGAGGACGUAGCAGAUAGUUAUGAUGAUGUCAUCACUUCCGAUCAGAGCUCAGCUGUUGAAACAGAAGACAUGACAGAUAACUAUGAUGAUGCUGUUACCGCUGGACCAAACUCCAACAUUAUGACAGGAGAUGUUAUGUCUGCUGCUACAUUCCAGAUGAACAGUGUGAAAG
This is a messenger RNA of Colossoma macropomum (tambaqui), 2035 nucleotides long. Its product is annotated as scavenger receptor cysteine-rich type 1 protein M130-like. The transcript is spliced from 15 exons. Gene Ontology annotation, cellular component: membrane. The annotation marks the transcript as partial. The record is from RefSeq and is a predicted model, not a curated record. NCBI's taxonomy places the organism in Eukaryota, Metazoa, Chordata, Actinopteri, Characiformes, Serrasalmidae.